Molecule: messenger RNA, 4993 nt
Organism: Bemisia tabaci
Lineage: Eukaryota; Metazoa; Arthropoda; Insecta; Hemiptera; Aleyrodidae
Product: guanine nucleotide-exchange factor SEC12
Biological process (GO): endoplasmic reticulum to Golgi vesicle-mediated transport
Cellular component (GO): endoplasmic reticulum membrane
Molecular function (GO): protein binding; guanyl-nucleotide exchange factor activity
Source: RefSeq, a predicted model, not a curated record
UAGGUUAGGUUAGGUUAGGUCAUCAGCUCUUUAAUAAAUUAGUGGCAUUCUGUUCAACUAAUGUUUUUCAACAAAAAAAAAAUUAAUGUUUCACUCAACUUAAAUUUUUUUAAUAUCCGACUUUAAAAAUUACAAUCCUACUGUUUUUUUCGAAAUUCCCGCGCUAAUCUACGAGAUAGCAUCCGAAUAGUCAAUGGUCAUCGGUCGAUUACCGGUGCGCUCGUGGCAACUUUUCAACGCCUCUUUCCUUCUCAAAGUGCUUAAUCGAUAAUGACGACUGUGUCGACUAGUUUGAAAUUUUCCGAACUUCUUUUAGUGCCGUAGAAAACUCUGUAGGUCUCGUAAUUUGAAUCUAGAAUGUUUUCGAAAAAACCCAAUGAAGGGCUACUAGCCAGAGUGAAUUUCCCUCUUUUUACUGUCCAAAUGUUAACUAGUCGACAUGUAUUAGUGGCAGGUGGAGGUGGCUCCGCAAAAACUGGAGUAGCAAAUGGUUUUGAAGUGUUUGAGCUUCACCACAAUGGUCAGCAAUUUUCGGCAGAGGAAUGUUUGCGGCACAUCACAGGUGGUAGUGUUGUCAUGAACUGCUCCACACUAUGCACUUCUCGGAAUACCUACCUAGUGGCAGGUCAGGAGAGCCACUGCCAGCUGUAUACUGUCAAUUUUAGGGUUGUUUCUGGUGAAAAUUCCUUCGAUAGAGAAGACACAAGUAAUGACAACAAAGAAGUUGAAGUACGGAAAAGGAAGAAACGAAAUUCUGAUUCAGCAUCUGGAUUCAAAGAGCAUAAUAGUUCAAAAGAUAUACCAUUAGAUAGUGGGAAAGUGUUAGAAUUGGCCAUAGAGCCUUUGAAAAGCGUCCAGACAGACUUUAGUGAUGGGGAGUCGCUACAACGUGUUGUUCGAAUUAGUCAUAUUGGCAAUCUUAUGGCCACUGGCGGUACUGAUGGUUAUUUGAGGCUGUGGACUUUUCCUGACAUGAACAGUCUGCAUAACAUUCCAGCGCAUUCAAAAGAGAUCGAUGAUCUUGACUUUAGUUCAGACGAAAAAUUAAUUGCAAGCGUGGCAAAAGAUGGACGUGCUGUUGUUUGGAAUGUUUCCACGGGAAAAAAAGCAAAAGAAUUACAGUGGGUCUUUCCGAAUGGAACAAAAUAUCUUUGUAAGAGGUGUAGGUUUGGCGUAGUUGAAGAUAAGAAGGAAAUAAUUAGGUUAUUCAUUUUGACGAAUCCUGUCGGGAAAGGCCCGUCUUUUAUUCAGCAGUGGGAUGCCUUAAGUGGUGAAUUGACAAAAUCUGCUGGACUUAGUGAAAGUGGUAGCGCUCUGGCUGUCAGAAAUGAUGGUAGAUUUGUUGCUGUUGGAACAAUGUUUUCUGGUUCUGUGCAUAUAUUUGUGGCAUUUAGUUUACAGCAAGUUCUUUUGGUAAGGCACGUCCAUGACAUGUUUGUGACCGGAUUAGAAUUUUUGCCGGUGCAGCAGGAUAGUUCCAGCUCUGUUUCCCCUGUGGAGGCAGCAGUGCUUAGCAUAUCUGUUGACAACAAAGUUUGCAUUCACAGCCUCCCAUUUAGAAGAUCUCUGCCUCUUUGGGUGUUCCUGCUCAUGAUGGUCAUCGUCUUGUUCAGCUCGUUUUUCCUCUGUUGUUUCUUUGGCUUGUGAUACAGUCAAGAAGCCUGGAUAAUAAGUCUCGCUUUUGAUAAGUUGUCCAAGUCAUCAAGUUCAGAUUAAAUUAAUAUCUCAAUUUCGACAGGUUAAUGAGCCACUAAACAAGGUUCGAAUUCAAGCAUUGCAACACAUGUAUUCUUGUCAAAAUUUAAAAAUUUUAGAGCUCAACUUUUUUGUGUAAAACAAGCGUUUUUUGUGUUGUGAAUUCAAACUUUUUGCUUGCCCAAUAAUUAGAAUCCUCUUGAAUAAAAUUGGGCUCUAUGCGGAUUUCAAAGUACUUUACAGCUAAGUGAUAUCUCAGUGUGCUGAAUUGUCCUGGGCAAGUUAAAUCAGAGGAAUCAGAGGAAUAAAGACAUUUUUGAGAAGCCCCAACUUCAGUCAUCUGUCAGACUUUCCUUCCGAUUGCUGGUUGAACCCAAGGCGGUAAAAGUUCUUUUUGGAAGUGGAAACUUUGAAUUAGCUUCUCCAACUGUAAACAACAAGCACUAUUUUCUUAUUUUUAGGUUGAUCUCGUAAAUUUUCACUUCGCAAUAUUUUCGAUCAAAUUUUGAUCUGAAAACAUCUUUUGUGAUGCUUUAAGUCGUAAUGUGUUUAUUGGUUCACUAUCGAACCUCAGUCAAUUGUUUAUCAAUUUCUGAGAGUUGGAAAUGAUCAAUAUCCUCAGUGCUACAAGGCGACCGCAUGAUAUUCUUAACCUUAAAGGAACUUAAACGCCCCUUUUCAUCAGGAAUUUUUCUCUAAUUGUGAAUCUCAAUUUUCUAUAAGAAUUGUUUUGCUCAGGCCACCAGAUUCUUGUCAACUGAGAGAAACAGCCAACACUUAAUCUUAGCAAAACUUAAUGAUUCAUAGGAUGUUUUGGAUUUCCAUCCUUUAUUUAUUGAUCAAGGUUGCCAGAUGAGCCAUCGACUGUGAUUCAACAAUAUUAAGAUACAUCGUUUUUUGGAAAGCCAUUUUAAUGGCUCUCUCCAGCAAACGUCUGAACUGGAUAACAAGUUAUUAUGCAUUUCGUUUUCAAAUUCAAGCCUCUGUAUGCAUAUUGAGGUAGCUUGUCGCGCCUUUCUAGUAGAAAUUUUAAUCUCGAGCCAAAAUUAUUUUAAAAAGAAAGAAAAGUUCCAUUCAAUUUGAAUGAUCAAAUCUAUUUCAUUCAAAUUUUAAUAAUUUGAAGUAUCAAUCCUAAUUUAAGUGACAAACGGUACUAAGUUCCAACACAAACCAUUGUAAUUUUCCAUUUCAGAGCACUGAUAGAUUCUAUCACAACUGUUACAAUAUGUAAGUUACAUUCAAUUUUUAAUAUUGUUAAUUUAUUUUGGGAAGCAAUCUACCCCCUUUUUUCAACAACUCAUUAACAAAGAGAUUAUCUUAUCAGUUUUCUGGAGAAAAAAAGUUUCCUAAGGAAAAGCUUGUUGAAAAAAUUGGUGGGUAUUGGGAAUGAAUUGAAGUCAUUUUCAAGUUCAGUCAACUGUUCUGGGAGCCUCUAUGAUUUUACAUUGCUGCCUGUAGACUCAUAGUUUUGGUCCCAGUACAAAUUUUUCAUCUCUGUGAACUAAAAUACAUGCUGACCUGGUGUCUCUUGUCAACAAGCAUUAUGGGAUAUGAAUCAUUGCAUUCAUCUUUGAGAAAUAUUUGUUGUUUGUUUUUUAUCUUGGUUUAUAUCUUGUUCACAUUUUAGUCAAGCAAUUGGAUCAUCGAUUUGCUUCUUGAUCAUUGAUCAUAACUUUUUGUAGUUACGUAUCAGAAUCACAUUUUUUUUUUUUUUUUUAUUUUUUUUUUUUAAUUUAUUCAUUUAACAGGUUGUAGUUAUUCUAUUUUAGGGGCUAGGGUUAUUCUAUAGGGCUAACUUUAAAGAGAGUUUUUUUGCUCUUAAAUUACCAGCAGGCAAAAAUCAAACAAAUUGGAAGUUACUUGCACAAGUUCUCUAGCAAUCAAUUCUCUAUGCCAAAGUGUGACUUUUUUGUUGUAAUACUUUAUUGUUCAAGUCAUCAGGAAAGGGUUUACACUGGCAAAGCCCCCUCCCAUUUUUCAUUAAUUUACUCUUUCAUUUUACUCUUUUGUGGCUUUUUAUGGAUAGAAAGUGUUAACAUACCCUCUUGUAUCCAAUUUAAUUUUGUUAAUUUGUUGCUCUAACUGUUGAAACUAGUAGAAUCAAUCGCCAAAUUAUUCGCAUUCCUUUUUACCUAGUAAUUUUUUUUUGCAUGCGCAAAUAAUCCAGUAUAAUUAUUGCAUUUUUCUGCCAUCAGGAAGUUUUAAAUGUGCAGGAAAUUUGUGAUAAAUUUUAAUGGUGCAUUUGUUUAUUUAAAAGAUAAUUUCAUCGGCAAAAUGAAAUGGAGAACAAUCAGUGGUUGAAAAGAUUUAAGUAAUAAUCUGUGUCUUUUAUAUAAAGAGCCUCUGAUCGAGUGAUCCUGCGUAUACUCAGACUAUUCCCUUGUUCCUUUUAAAAUUCUUCUAGAAAUUAUCCUUCUAAAAAUUCUUGUUUGGUGUUCGUCUGUUUUUCACCUUGCUCAACUCAGUUUUCUCAUUAAAUAGGUUUCGUACGAUGUAAAUGAAUCAUUGGUUAGUAGAAGGGCAUUUUUCGUUUGUAAUGUUUCAGAAUCUCUGCUGCAAAUUAUAUUGUAGAGAUGGAACAUGGGACAAAUUUUCUGAAAUUUUCUGUUCAGAGCGUUUGCAUAAUUAUGAAGAAUAUUCGGUAAAAUUGUUGACAAAUUACUUUAAUUUGCUGUAAGCAAAAUGGAUGAGACCUUAUUGGAGAUUCCAAGACACUGUAACUGAGAAGUGCUCUUUCUGCAUCCAGUGCUUAUUAGAUUAUAACAAUGAUUUAUGAACUUAUAUGAUUUACAGCACAGAAAAAUGUGAUGAAACUCUCCAAAAUUGUAGCGCUCUGAGUUGCUGCUUUUAUUCUAUAAUUUUUUUUAUCAUGAAAAAGAACAAGCUGACUUAAUUGGUCAAAAUUUACAUCGGAUAUUCGACACACAGCAUAAAGAUCUUGAAGUUUUUUUCAAAAAGAGGUGUUGAUCAGUUAUUGUUUGAAAAUUAAAAUAAGUUCAGCAAUCAGAAAUUUUUCAAUUUUUGAUGUGUUCUCUGAGUUCAAAACUGACAAAAUGAAAGGGGAAUGUUGACUGGACGUGUAGUAAUUUUAUUGGAUUUUGUCCUCUGCAUCCCUUAUAUUUAGAGUUGUAGUUUGAAAGGGUGAUCCGCUCCUUUUCUAAAUGAAUACAUCUUUGUUAUGACAUGUUUUUUUUAAGUCGCUGUAUCAUUUGUAUAUAAUUUCAUUUUCCAAAGUUUUUAUCAAUGUUAGAAAGUUUGUUGGUUAUUUAAAGAUUAAAAGUGCAUAGUACAGCUGCAA